ACGCAUGUUAGAUAUACGUUACAGACAGACACGUGUCCUGCUCUCCGCUGUCUGGGGUCUGAGUAGUAUGAUUUUAGGCAAAAUAUUCACCCCCGCACCAUCCUCCCAAUAUUCUCAGUUGCCAAGCCAGCGCAGAGCAGAAGAAUGGCGGAGAAUUCAUCGCCGUUUCCGAAGCCAAUUCGACAAUCCAAUGCGGCCGGAUCCGUGUCUCAUAGCCUAAUCAUCCCCUCACCGUCCCCAUCCGUGGACGCCCACCGAAUUCCCUUACCUCCAUCUCAGCAACCGCCGAUGACGCCGUCUACACUUCCGUGGCUUCAACAACAAAUGCUACAGCAACGGCCGAGCAAUUUGACGGCCGCACGGAAUAUCCAGAUGCCACACAGGACGCCUUCCACGUCGAGGGUGCAUCAGGUGCAGCACAACGUGGCGGCGGCGGCGUGGCGGCCGCAGAUGAACUUCGGCGGCGGCGGUCUCGCUCAGCAACCACAGGAACAGCAGAUGGCGAGAUCGGCAUUGAUAGGGCAGACUGGCCAACUGCCUAUAUUGUCUGGCCAAGCCCCGGCGGCGUCAGCUGCGUCCCAGUUCAAUUUGCAACCGCCGUUGUUAGCACUGCCUAGUCAGAAAAGCAGGUUAUUACAAGGAUCCCAGUUCCCUGCUGUUAGUUCGGCCGGGCAAGCUCUAGAGGGAAUGAUGGGACCUCUCAACUUGAACUCUCAAAUUAGAGCAAAAAGGCCCCUUCCAUAUGCCCAACGGAUGAACCAGGGGCAUUUAAGGCAGCAGUUGUCGCAGCGACAUUCACUUCCGUCAAAUCAGGGUCAAAAUGUACCGAGGGCCUCAUUUAUAAACCCUCAGUUAUCUGGGCAGUCAGUUUUGAACCCUUUCUCUCCGCAACAAUGGUCGAUGCAAGAACCGACGAUGUCUAAUCCUAAUUCUCCCUAUCAUCUUCAACACCAGAGGCUAGAACAACUACUUUUGCAGCAACAACUAGCUUCAUCCUCUCAGAUGCAGCAAAAUUCUACAUCAUUGAACCCACAGCAGUUUUCCCAGCCUGUACAGCAGCAGCAGCCGAUGGUGCAUCCACAACUCAGUCAUCAGCAACAGCAACAGCAUCAAGUUCUGAAUCAGCAACAGCAGCGGUCUCCAACGAGGGCAGUGCCUGCUGGCCAAAAGUGUCUCAGUUUGACAGGAUCACAGCCAGAUGAUACUGGAUCUGGAACAACUACACCAGGGGGGAGUUCAAGCCCGGGAGCGGAAGCAAACAAUCGACUUCUUGGGAAGAGAAGAAUUCAGGAUUUGGUUUCCCAGGUGGAUCCAAAUGCAAAACUAGAUCCUGAAGUCGAAGAUCUUCUUUUGGAUCUUGCUGAUAACUUUGUCGAUUCGGUAACUACAUUCGCAUGCAACUUGGCAAAGCAUCGCAACUCUUCAACUCUAGAAGCCAAGGACUUGCUGCUUCAUCUAGAGAAAGAUUGGAAUUUGACCGUUCCUGGUUUCUCAAGUGAAGAAAAAAAAUAUCAACAGGAUCAGCAAUCAAGUGAUCUUCACAAGCAGCGUCUCGACUUGGUUUGGGGCGGUGGAGGCAAUCCAAUCCAUUUGCACUUUCUCAACAGUUUUUGCAUAAUAUUUCAUCAUCUCCAUUUCCAACUAGCACAGGAAAAAGGGCUUCCAAAUUUGCUUGUUUGCUUUGUGAAAAGAAACCCUCAUUGAAGAGGGAUUUACUUCACUGUGUAUUUGCAAUGUUGGGAUGUUUUCCACUUGUGCGCUCUUAAGUUUUUCUGCAGAGUCGAUAAGUUCAGCAUCUGGAGAGGCUGAAGACUGGAGAUAUUGAAACACAAAUCUGAUUGCAACAUGGUCUGGAGGAUCGAGGUACAGGACGGAUGAUUGGCACUAGACGUGAGUUUAAGGGACUUUACCAUCUUGCCUUGUUGUUAUCUAUGGCAUCUGCCUAUGCUACUACAGGGGUAACUACCUUUGCAUGCAGCUUGGCAAAGCUUCUCAAUUCUUCAACUCUUGAAGCUGCCGCUCCUAGACUUAUUAUACACAUUGGAAAAUUGCAAGAAGUUGCAAUACGUGCAUCUCUGUUCACUUUUAUCUGCACUCUUCACGUGGCAUCUUUUCUGACUGGAUUUGCAGGUAUACGGUAUAUCAUUCUUGUCAAUAAAUUCUACUUUUAUUUUUAAGAAUUCUCUUUUAAUUCUCUCCUUUCUGGCAUACCUUCAAUUUCUUUCCGAAUAUUUUUUAUGUAAUUCUUUUGUUGUAUAACAUACAUUAAUACUGAAAAUUUUUAAGAACUUAAAUUUCACAGAUUACUUUAUUACUUAUAAGAUACGAGCAGAUGCAAAAUAUGAACUUAGAAUAGUGGAAGCAAGAAAAGGACUUAAUAUUUGAUGGCUGUACCAUAAAUGAGAAACCAUGGUGGCAACUGACUCAUAGCCUAUUUGUAAGUUUUUGUGGAAUCAUUUUCACUGUUCCUGUAUUAGACUGCGCCAUGCUGAUUCUUUGUGAUCUUUUUGUCACAUUUUGAAUUCUAACAUAGACCUUGAACUAUUAUUUGAAUGAAUCACUUGUUUGGAGAUUUUUGAGUUGAAGGCCAAUAUAAUAUACCGUUCCAAACUGUUCUUGUAUGGACUAGGAUUAGGAUUAGGAUUAUACCUUGUAAGGUGAACUUGUUGGAUUAGUAUUACUACCUUGUAAGGAUCUGGAAAUCCUCUGGAUUCUAUCUCCUUUGAAUGAAGGGUGAGCGGAAAUUAUUGUGGGCUUGAUUCUCCUAGGCCUCUAUUCCAUGCUCCAGUUUGUCACACUGCACCUUUACAAUUUCAAUCCUAGUGUUGACUCUUGGAACAUAUAUUUGGAAAUCUUCAUGACAUUUAAGUUGUGCAGACUGUGUCCAAUGGCGCAAGAAUUAAUUUUGUUGGACAUCAGAAUAAUAAGUUAUAAGCCAAUUAUUGGUGUGAUGUCAAGUUUGCCUUUUUGGGAUUUCUUCAAUUUUGCCUGAAAAGUGAUGCUGCUUGUCCUUGGCUUGUGCCAUGACUUGAUCCAUUUCAAACACAUUUCUAAAUGCUUUUAGAAGAACACCUUGUUCUGUUGAAUUCUAAAGAUUUAAUGAAUUACAACUUGAUUGAUAAUGAAAUUGACAAUACACACACCACCACACUAGGCCUCGUGCCCUUUCUAGAAACAAGGAUAAACAAAGAGUUGUACUUUUCUGGAUAGCACUCAUGAUAUGGAUCAUGUGAACCAAGAGAUAUGUUCUGAUAUUAGUUGGGCUACUGGCAAUUUCUUAAAUACAUUUCUGAUAUUAUUUGUGAUUAUGUGAACUGCUUCAAAUACAUUUCUAAGCACACUAAGAAAAAGUAAAUUAUAUAUGUUAAUUGAACUAUAAAACUUAUGAAAUAAUAACUCAAUUGACAAUAUACUAGACUUAGAGGACCUAUUUAAACAUGACAAAUUAUUGAUGAGAAAUAAUUAUUCCUACUACUCUUCUUCCUCUAUUCUUAUUCUCUAUACUUCAUAAUUUCUUUUUCCUACAAAACCUGGUGCUGAAAAUUUUCAUUUAGGUUCUGUUUGUUUCGACAUAAAACAUUUUACAUUGGAAAAUGUUUUUGAUGUAAAAUGUUUUACACAAAAAAGACUCUUUAUUUUAUUUUCUGGUGUUUGGUUUGCAUGGUAAAGUGUGUUCCAAAAAUUAGUUGUAUGUGCAUAUAACAUAUUUAUAUGUGCGUGUAUGUAUGUAUGCACAUGUGUGUGCAUAUAUAUAUUUGUGAAUGGAUGUAUAUUUGUGUGUGCAUGUGUAUGUAUAUUUGUGUGCGUGCACGCAAGUUUAUGUAUAGGCAUAAGGCAUAAAUAUGCCCUCAAACUUUUACUUUAUAGCCAUUUGGCCCCCUUAACUUCAAAGUGAGCUUAUCAUGCCCCUAAACUUUCAAUUUUGCUACAAUCACACACCUAUCUCUCAAAUGAGCAUGCGUGAGAUACAUGUUGUCUGUGGGUUGCUGGCGAGAGAGGGGGGAGGUGGGUCGUUGGCUAGGGAGGCCAAUAGCUGGUGGGUUGAUCGGCCAUGCCGAGAGGCACGAUGGCUCUGUGGGUUGGUCGGCCAAGGCGAGAGCGGUAAUGGUUGGGUCAGCCAACGACAUAAGGAAUGAGGGAAAGGUCAGUUAUCAACACACAGAAGAGGAACCUCUGUUGGUCGUUGGCUUGAGAAAGCUUCGUCAGUCAGUCAUUGUCCUCCCACCUCCGACCUCUGUUUCCUUCUUCCUUACGCUACCGGCCGACCCACCUAUCAUCGCUCUCACCUUGGCCGAUGGACCCACCUACCCAUUCCAUCUCUCAGCUUGGCCGAUCGACCCACUAGCCAUUAGCCUCCCUGGCCGGCGACCCACAGACAAUGCGUGUAUCUCACGUGCACUCAUUUGAGAGAUAAAAUGUGUAAUUGUAGCAAAAUUGAAAGUUUUAAGUCCACUUUGAAGUUGAGGGGACCAAAUGGCUAUAAGGAAAAAGUUUGAGGGCAUAUUUAUGCGUUAUGCCUUUAUGUAUACAUGUAUGUAUGUAUAUACAUCUGCGUGUACAUGUGUAUGUAUAUUUAUGUGCAGCUGCAUGUGUAUGUAUAUAUGUAUUUAUUUAUGAUACACGCAUAUACAAAUGUGUAGAGAUGUUUUAAUGAAAGAAAAAAUUAUUUUAUUAGCUUUGGUGAAAAAUGACUUGUGGAUUUUGAAUUGGCAAGUCAUUUUACAUCAUUUGGUCCUUUUUUGUCAACCAAACACCGAAAAAAAGUUAAAUGUUUUCACAGAGAACAUUUUACACCCAAACAAACGGAUUUUCAUGCAAGUCAACAAUGAAGAUGCGAAUGCAGAUUAGAUGAAAUGGUGAAUAUUGAUCUGUGUUUAUGCAAUGAUGCUCCUUGGGUUUAAAUGCUGGUUAGACUCCCUUAUUUAUCUAAUAUGAAGGAAUAUUUGAGCAGUAAGGGUAUUGGACUCUACUGUUGGGAUAAUAUCCACUGCAUCCAUUGACGAGAUAAACUUAUUUCCUAUUUCUUCUCAAGGUGAAUUGGAGUCUCAAUUUAACUGAAGAAGAUCAUGUGCAGUGCAGAGAAAAUAUCAAAAGAAUCAGGUAAGCUUCUAAACUUGUUUACAAGAUGUUGUUGCGUGUAUGUAUGGUAGCUAUGUUUGUGUGAAUAUAACUAAAAAAAUAUUGUUUACAUCACUCCUUAUGGGCACUUCAUUUUUCAAAUUUUGGAUUUCAACAAGUUUCAGAUCAAUAUUAGAAAUUUGAACAUGCUUUGCCUACCAUAAAAUGUUAAAGUGGAUUCGUAAACAGUAUGAAUACGUAUUGACCUUUGUACUCAAAUUUCAUAAAUAGCCCAUCUUUGGUCACACUAUUAGGAUCUUGUUGGAGUGGAUAGGCUAGCAUUUGAAUACCAGAUACUGUAGCCACAGGCGACAUACAAUACAUAAAUUGUACCAUUAAUUGUUGCAUAUAAGAUUACUAUAUACUGUGAUUUGUAAAAUGAUAUUGGAUUCAAUACAUUUUAUAGGUGUAGUUCAUAGGUGAACAUAUAAGCUCCAGUUCAAACUGCAAAAUGGGUGGAGUUGACUGAAUUAAACAUUAGUUACUGUACUUGUACUCAUAUGCAGCGCAGUGGGGAUGACUUCCUGCAUACUAUACCAAAACAGAAAGUUAAAUCGCCCCGUGACCUUGUGCUUAAGUGAAAAAGGUGUAGCUACCCGUAGUUGCAAAAUACUACAAGUUUCAUACAAUUUAGCAAACUAUUACAAAUCUUCCACCGGGGCGGUCCACGUUGGAAAUGGGGCCAACGUGGCAAACUGCCAGGAAAAGUGAGUUUUUUUACGACAUGCUUUUCUUAGUAGCAAGAUAGGUUUUUUAUUUGUCCUUUUUUAUUCCAAUCUCGCUACUUGGAGUAGCAAGUGACACUAUAACUCGCCACCGACAAAAGCGAGUUACAACCAAUCUACAAUUGGUCAAUCCAAAGCCACAACAUCAACUGGUUGGUUACUGCCAAUAGUGAGUUUCUCUGCCUGCCCUGCAUUAACAUUAAGCACAAAAGUGUCAGAGGACACAAACAUUAUAUUCACAAUCAACAACCAAGGAAAGAACGCCAAAAUCCAACAUGUCACUAAAAGAACAUUGUGAAUACUUCUUUCUCCCCAAUCGGUCUUAUCUACCAUUUAUGUUUAUUGGGUGUCGAUUUUUGUGCUCCUCAAGAAAGUUCAUAAAGAAGUUGAGAAAGUCAUACGUGCUUUCUUGUGGGAUGGUUUGGAUCUGUCUCCCCAUAAAACUAAGGUUGUCUGGUCUGAAAUUUGCUUCCCAAAAGACCAGGGAGGCCUUGGUUUGCAUCCCCUCUAUAUAUGGAAUCUAGCUCUUGCCGCCAAAUUGAUCUGGCGCCUCAUGCAGGCUUCUUCCGAAUCCCUUUGGAUUUGAUGGAUUCACUCGUACCAUAUUAAGGAUUCUUGCUUGUGGCUUCUUACUCCUCUUUACUCUUGUCCGUUUUACUGGCGUAGGAUCCUUAACCUUAGAGGCAUUGUUCGUCCGCUUCUCAGGUGGAAAAUUGGUAAUGGGCAUCGUGUUUUUCUCUGGCAUGACCAAUGGCACCCCUUUGGUGUGCCGGUGGAUUACUUCUCCCGUGGCCUACCUAGGAGGACGGAUCUCCCUUCUACAGCUAGGUUUUCCUCCAUUAUCUCUCAAGGUGACUGGUUGUGGCCCCAUGCAGUUUUUUCAAGGGAAGCCCAGCUAAUUUUGGAGACUUUGCCAAGUCCCCCUCGGUCCCUUUCCCCUAACCUCCUUUGGUGGGUCCCUGCUCCUAAUGGUUGUUUCUCAACCCGCUCUACUAUGAGUGUUUUAAGAGGCAGGAGAGCUCGAGUCCCUUGGUUUCGGUUAUUCUGGCACUCCUCCGGGGUCCCAUCCUAUGUUUUUAUCUUUUGGCUUACCAUUAAGGAGCGUCUUUCUAUUCUGGAUCAGUUAAACUUAUAUCUAGCGUUUUCUAACAGGUGUUUCUUGUGCAGGUGUGCGAUGGAGCGCCAUAGCCACUUAUCUUUUAGCUGUGUUUAUUCUAUACAGGUUUUACAGCAGCUUAGAUGCCAUGUGAAGUUUGCUUGGCCUUGGAUGAGUUGGGAGCGAGGUGUUUCCUAGGAAACUCAUCAGUUGCGCGGUAGAUUCCCGUGGAUGGUGGCACACCGGCUUACUUUUCAGGCGGGGGUUUACUUUAUAUGGCGCAAGUGUAACAACCGUUGCUUUUGAGAUAGUGAGCGGCCUCUGGGUCAGCUUGCGUACUAGAUCCAGCAAGCGGUUUGGGUGAGGCUGGCCUCCAUGCAAUUUUCUCAGUCCCUUCAGAGCAUUGCCCUGGUUCAUUUCUGGCGGCUUCCUCAUUCUUGUUUUCGCUCAUGUCCGGGUGCUUGAUCUUCUCUCCCAUCUUUAUGCCUUUGGUCAUGUUCUCUCUCCAUGGUGUGUUGUGCCUGGGAAGUCUCGUCGUAUUUUCUUUGUAGCUUCGAUGGUGCAACUUUCCAUGGUUCUGUUAUUUUCAUGUAUUUUGUCUUAUAUGACUCUUUCCUGCCUCGUGUGUUUGAGAUGGUGUUUUCUAUCCUUAUUUUUGCCUUGCAUUGGCUUGUGAUGUAGUUCUGUUCUCUACUUGGGGUAUGCCCCAGUUGUGUUUGUAGUCACUCAUGUGCUUCUUGUUUGUUCUAUAUAAUUCUUAUUUACGGAAGAAGAAGAAAAUAAAUAAAUAAAAAAAACUUCUGUAUAAACAUCCAGUAAAUUCAAAAUAGUAAUGUGAUAAAUUUAUAUUAUGUCUCUCCUUGCUACAUUAUGCUUUCAUACAUAUCAGCAGGUAGGGAAUUUCCUUGUUU
Messenger RNA from Diospyros lotus (date-plum), 7850 nucleotides. RefSeq names its product transcription initiation factor TFIID subunit 12b-like. Gene Ontology annotation, molecular function: TBP-class protein binding; protein heterodimerization activity; DNA binding. The coding region runs from base 145 to 1704 and encodes 519 amino acids. Gene Ontology annotation, biological process: RNA polymerase II preinitiation complex assembly; DNA-templated transcription initiation. Lineage: Eukaryota; Viridiplantae; Streptophyta; Magnoliopsida; Ericales; Ebenaceae. The record is from RefSeq and is a predicted model, not a curated record. Gene Ontology annotation, cellular component: transcription factor TFIID complex; SLIK (SAGA-like) complex; SAGA complex. The transcript is spliced from 11 exons.